Molecule: messenger RNA, 1003 nt
Organism: Nothoprocta perdicaria
Lineage: Eukaryota; Metazoa; Chordata; Aves; Tinamiformes; Tinamidae
Gene: RND2
Product: Rho family GTPase 2
Exons: 5
Coding region: 51-734 (227 amino acids)
Biological process (GO): small GTPase-mediated signal transduction
Molecular function (GO): GTPase activity; GTP binding
Source: RefSeq, a predicted model, not a curated record
GGCGGGGCGGCGCCGGUAAAGCGGCGGUGCGGGCGGCGCGGCCCCGCACCAUGGAGGGGCACCUGGCGCGCUGCAAGAUCGUCGUGGUGGGGGACACGCAGUGCGGCAAGACGGCGCUGCUGCACGUCUUCGCCAAGGACUGCUACCCCGAGAGCUACGUGCCCACCGUCUUCGAGAACUACACGGCCAGCUUCGAGAUCGAUAAGCAGCGCACCGAGCUCAACAUGUGGGACACCUCAGGCUCAGCCUAUUACGAUAACGUCCGUCCCUUGGCCUACCCGGACUCGGACGCGGUGCUCAUCUGCUUCGACAUCAGCCGCCCCGAGACGCUGGACAGCGUGCUCAAGAAGUGGCAAGGGGAGACCCAGGAAUUUUGCCCCAAUGCGAAGAUCGUGCUGGUCGGCUGCAAGCUGGACAUGCGGACGGACCUCAACACGCUCCGGGAGCUUUCCAAGCAGCGCCUCAUCCCUGUCACACACGAGCAGGGCAGCGCGCUGGCGCGGCAGAUCGGCGCCGUGGCCUACGCCGAGUGCUCCUCCAAGGUGUCGGAGAACAGYGUGCGGGACGUCUUCCACGUGACCACGCUCGCCUCCGUCAACAGGGUGCACAAGAACUUGAAGCGCAGCAGCUCCAAGCGGGGACUCAAGCGGGCGUCGCAGAUGCCUGGCAGGACGGACUUGCUCAGCGACGCGGAGAUGAGGAAAGACCGAGCCAAGAGCUGCUCCAUCAUGUGAAAAGAGGCUGUAAAUAGUGUGYGUGUCUUGUCCAUUUGUACAGUAACUGCCCGGCAAGGGCCUGGCGCCGGCUCGGGGCCGCCUGCCUGCCCAAGGCGAAGGUCCUAGCUGCAAACCAGGGUGCAGGGUCACCCCGCCACGGAGACCUCGGGGCUGGCGGCCGCUGGGCCGACUGCUUGGGGCAAAGGAACCACUUGGCCGAGGAGCUUUCGGGUGCUGGAAGGUCUGCGACAGGGUGAAGAAAGCAAGAGGGAGCGAUGGCGACGCGC